AUGAACGACACUAUCACAACCACCCGUGGCUGGGUCCCGGAACCCGACGGGAGAGGGACGUGGGGCAUUUUAUCCACUUGCGUUCUCACAAUCAUUCUCUGUUGCUGGACAUCCGUGUCUCCAAAUCUGCCUGCCCAAUCCGAUGGCGCAUUCAGAAAAUGGAGAUACAAAUUCGAUCUUGCUUGUAUUGCAAUACUCGGAUCUGAAUUCCUAUUGAUGCUAGCUCUGGGCCAAUGGUCAUCUGCGCGCUGCUCUGUUAAGCCCCCGGAAAUAGAUCUUUUACCUUCAUUUCCGUUGGACGCCAAGCAGCUCUAUAUCCUAGUCAAGGAGGGAUACGUUGAAUAUCCCAUAUUGGAAAAAGAGGAAAUUGAAGAUAAGAGUAAAUCAGAUGGACUAGCUACGUUAAUGACAAUAGCACAAGUCCUAUGGUUCUCUUUAAACUGCAUCUUUCGUUUUGCCCAGGGACUCUUUCUUACCACACUUGAGCUCACUACCCUCUCCUUUAUUCUGGUCUUUCUCGUGACAUCCUACUGCUGGUAUCACAAACCUAUGGAUAUUAACAAACCAAUCAUCUUGAAACCUAAGAAAUCCGUGGCUAUUAUUCGGAAUAAUCUUGGUCAAAAUUCCGGAUCGAAGUGGUAUGAAACACCACUCGACUUCCUCUCACGAGAUGAGUGGUUUUGCGCUCGAUUUUGGAAAUACUACGUUCAAAUCCUACACUAUAUACAUAUACCGCUAUUUACUCGGCCGGAGCGACGACCAUAUGAUCGCAUUCCAAGUCAUUUCAUUCCAAACGUGGAUACCCAGGCGGAGAUAAUCUGUGCCCCAACAAUCCUUCUCUUCAGCUCUGUGUUUCUUAUUGCCUGGAAUUCCACCUUUCCGUCCGCGACAGAGAAGCUAUUUUGGCGUAUCACUAGUGUGAAUACCUUGGCAUUUGCGUUGGUUGCAGGUCCUCUUUCGCUAUACUUUCACAGAAAAAUGUUUCAACCGGAGUUAGCAAAAGCAAGGGCACAAGCUACACUGAAGCGGAAAAGUGGGUCUAAAAACAGAUGGAUCAGCCGUCUUGCCGCGAGGCUUAGGAAUAUUGAUCCUGAGCAGGAUCCCAACCUGGAAAUCCCCCUUCGAGCUUUGAUACCAAUUUCUUUUGUCUGUGCCUUUUACUGUGUGGGUCGAGGAUUCAUCUUAACGGAAGACUUGAUUGGACUGAGGACCUUGCCGGAGAGUGCGUAUCAAACUGUCUCUUGGUUAAAAUACGUACCGCAUUGGUAA
This is a messenger RNA of Penicillium canescens, 1269 nucleotides long. RefSeq lists its product as uncharacterized. Lineage: Eukaryota; Fungi; Ascomycota; Eurotiomycetes; Eurotiales; Aspergillaceae. The transcript has 3 exons. The record is from RefSeq and is a predicted model, not a curated record. Bases 1 to 1269 code for a protein of 422 amino acids.